Messenger RNA from Abrus precatorius (Indian licorice), 447 nucleotides. RefSeq lists its product as uncharacterized. The coding region runs from base 1 to 447 and encodes 148 amino acids. NCBI's taxonomy places the organism in Eukaryota, Viridiplantae, Streptophyta, Magnoliopsida, Fabales, Fabaceae. The record is from RefSeq and is a predicted model, not a curated record. The transcript has a single exon.
AUGCAAUCCACUUCUUUGAUCAAUCCCUCUCCAAUAUUGUUGUAUCAAUUUUCAUCGACCAAGCCAUGUUCUAAUAGCAGGAAAUUGGGUUCAUUUGCUCCAAUUAUGGCGUCCAUUAAAGGAUCAGCAGACCAGAACUUCAGUGGGAGAUUGGUGGAUGAGAGCAUGAUUGUCCUCAGAAAGAGGAUUCAUGAGAUGAAUAUGAUAGAGAGGAACUAUGAGCCACCUUCUGAUUGGAUGGAUUGGGAGAAGCGCUAUUAUACCAACUAUGAUUCCGUUAUAUGUGAAGCAAUGGGAGUUUUGCAGACCCAGUUGAUGAAUACUAGACCAAGCUUGGCUCUUGGAGCCAUGGCUUUGGUAGCAAUGAGUGUGCCAACUUCUACUGCUGUCGUUUUGUUUCAUUUGGUGGAGUUGAGCAAAACUCUCUUAUCUGGGUUUCAUCUUUAG